Clupea harengus (Atlantic herring) is the source of this 3024-nucleotide messenger RNA. It is a transcript of the gene golt1bb, whose product is annotated as golgi transport 1Bb. NCBI's taxonomy places the organism in Eukaryota, Metazoa, Chordata, Actinopteri, Clupeiformes, Clupeidae. Gene Ontology annotation, cellular component: endoplasmic reticulum; membrane. Gene Ontology annotation, biological process: endoplasmic reticulum to Golgi vesicle-mediated transport; retrograde transport, endosome to Golgi. The record is from RefSeq and is a predicted model, not a curated record.
CAUAUCGAAGGAGUAUACACUACUCUUAUAGGGAGUGUUCCAUGUAAAUUAAAAACGAAAUCAUAGGCUUGCACAAAAUGUGUGAUGUUGCUAAGAAAUUAUAUCAGGUUUUCGUGGUCAUGUAGCCUAUUGAUCUAUACAUCAUUUAAACGUCUAUCUCUGGGAUGUUACUUUCACGUAACAAAAUGAAACGAUUUAGUCUCUAUUGGUAUAAAUUACUAAAUAUAUUUUGGUACUGGCAUUAAUUACAAAUACCCGGCAGUGUACUCAUUUCACUGUCUAUUGCAGAGUAACUAGCCUGCUACUGCAUUGGAGACAUUACCUGACGCUUCUGAACAUACUGCAUCCACGCAGGCGCUGUGGAUUUCACUCCUUUCCCAGAAGACGUGGCGGUAAUAGUUGCAAAGCACAAGCACAACGUUUGUUGCGAAGACCAGGUCAAUCGUAAAAAUGAUUUCGCUGACGGAUUCUCAGAAGAUUGGAAUGGGUCUAACAGGAUUCGGCGUGUUUUUCCUCUUCUUUGGAAUGAUCCUGUUCUUCGAUAAAGCCCUCCUUGCCAUAGGAAAUAUAUUAUUUGUUACAGGGUUAUCAUUUGUCAUCGGCUUGGAACGCACCUUCAGAUUCUUCUUCCAAAGGCAUAAAGCAAAAGCCACCAGUUUCUUCCUGGGGGGUGUAUUUAUUGUAUUGAUCGGUUGGCCCAUUGUUGGUGUGGUCCUCGAGACUUAUGGCUUCUUUUUGUUAUUCAGAGGGUUCUUUCCAGUGGCUGUUGGUUUUAUUAGGAGGAUACCCAUUCUGGGGUCUCUGCUAAAUCUCCCAGGUAUCAGUGGGUUGGUUGAUAAAGUUGGCGAGAGCAACACCAUGGUAUAACGGUAACUGAUGGUCACAAUGGACAUUUGCUUGAUCAUUCCCUAACAAUAUUUAUAUUUCAAAGUUUUACAUUUUAAAUGUUACUUUACUGCCAACACUCCUUGAGGUGGAUUUGGGCAGUCAAUUCAGACCUCUUCUCAUCUGAAGGAAACAUUUGUUUUCCUCCAUGAACUUUCAUCUGGCUACUGAAGUUACUGAAGUUUCGUUUUGACGAGAGAUAAUGUGUUGCAUUAAGUCUGUUGCCAUGAAAGAAAAGACCUAGAAGAUUUGGGGACUUGUUCCAGCCCAACCAAGAGACAUUCUGUGAUUCAUGGUGUAACGUGCCUCCAUCUGGUGGUGAACCAGGACUACAAACGUUGCACACCCUGAAUCAGCACUGUUGGAUCUGUAACUCCCUGUUGUGUGUGUGUGUGUGUGUGUGUGUUUUAAAUGUUGAUGUGAAAUGCCCAAACUCUGGUGAAUCAAGUGAGGGAACGAGCAGGCCAUUCUUUACAGUGCUGUGCUGACACGAUGGGAGUCUUGUGCGUGUAAAAAAACAAAAGGUUACUGAGUUUUGUAAGGUUGUUUUAAGUGUUGAUGGUUCUGUAUGUGCCACUGUGUCUGGGGAUGACCAGUGAAGUUUGUCAACCGUCAAUACAAGUACUCUGUACACCGAAACCAGAAUACUGAUCAACAUAAUCCAUUAUUUAUACGCUAUAUUUUUUCACAAAUUGUGAAAGGAAAUUCUUUAACCAAAUUCCCGGUAUCAAAAAAUGUAACUUAUACAUAUCCUGAAAUUACAAGCACAGGAAGUGUUGCGGAAACAUUCUGGUAGGGGGGGGGAGAAAACGGCCCAGCUUAUUAAUGUAUCUAUGAAAUUAAAAUGCCAACACAAGCAAGACCAAUGAGGGAAUGUUGGCUCACCACUCAUACCUAUGGGUUAUGGACAAAUGGCACUAGGGCACCUGGUCAUACACCGUGACGGGGAGUGUGAUAUUGUUCAUAACAUCAUGGUUGUGAUCACAGGCGUGAGUUGCGAGUGAAUUUAUGCGUUGCUAUGAUCACAGCAGCACCAGGGGUGCUUCUUGCCUCUUACCCUGUUUUAUUUCACUGUGGCUGUGAGUUUUCCCAAAUUCCUCAGGUAGUUAGACAGACAACGUUACUGAUCAAUCUGUUCAAUCGGUUCGUAUUACAUUGUCUAAUGUACCAAUGCAAUGAUAUGUAUGACAUCUACAUGCAACUGGGGAUAUUUUCAUUACGGUUUUUGUUUGAAUCUGACAGUGUUCUGACAGAAGAAUGGUAUUGUGUGAAACUGACUUUCUGUUAAUAUUUGUAAAUUAUACAUGUUGGAAACAAUGGAAACUGCCUUUGACUGAAAUACAUAAUGCUGACGGGAACCACUCAUUUAAUAUUGUGUUGUUGCGCAGGUUUCCUUUAGACUUUGAUGAGAUUGAUAUUUAUUUACUUGGGGAUGUACAGUAGGCUUCAGUUAAGUGAUGGACCAGUUCACAAGAUCUCUGAUUUUUAAUCACAAACCUGAAACAUCUGUACUUUUUACAAGAAUGAAAAGUAAAAUGUAUGUACUAAACUACCCUUGAGUGUUUUGCUAACAGUAGUCACGUUUUAAUCCUGUGGUUACAACAUCAGUUUUAGUGGCUGAAAGACGAAAUAUAAUUCUGCAAAAAUUAUGACAUGCAUAUCUUGUGCAUUUAAACCUUCAAAGUAACAAAAAGGGGUAUGCAUUCCUCUUACUGAAAAAAAUCUGAGCUUUAGCCAGUUGAAACCAGCCACUGUCAUUAGGGGCUGUCAGUGACUGCAGUUUCCCUUUAAUGAAUAAGUAAUUUCAUGCAGGUCAUAACGUGCAGCAUGUUGCAAGGACUAGAAUCUCUGUCCCAAAUAAUGGCAAAAGAAGUGUGACAGACAAAUUAAGUGUUGUUUCCCUUCGGUCAUUUGGAGUCCAACUAAGACCUCAAAAAUGUAGGCUAAUUAGAUUAUAGAGGGAUCUUGAAAUGAUUCCGCACAAAUGUAUUCAAUUAGCACACUAAUAGCCAGGGUGGCACUGCCCCUCCACAAAUUCUGGCAUCCCUAGGAAAGAUGUGUAAAAAGGCCUGUUUAAAAGUAAUCUUUUGGUGAAUUAUCUUAACUGAAAAUAAAAUGGGAAAGGCACCCAUUAAUUGA